UUCUCUUUUUUUUUGAUUUUGAUUUGGAUUCGGUUCGAUUCGAUGCGAGCAUGAAAUUCAAUUUGGUGCAGACACUGAUCUUCACUUUGUGCCUCAUAAGCGUGCAAAUAUAUGGCAUUCAAGAUGCCAGCGGGAAGCGGAUCGUGAGCAAGUAUGAGCGGAUAAUGCAGAUGUAUCCCCUGCUGUCCUCAGGCGCGGGCGAGUCCUCGCAGUGGCGGGCGGCGGAGAAGGAUAACCAGCGGCAUCCUUGCAGGCGCGACUGCGCCGAUCACCAGCCGAUGACCUGCUACUACUACAUGGUGGUGCACUACGACGAUACGAUGGCGGAGACCUGCAAGCGGUAUCUCCAGUCCAAAUUCCGCUUCAAGCUGAAUGGCAAGGAGUACAUCGAUGGCAUAACGCUGGCCGACCAGCUGGCGGCGAACGACGACUGCAAAUACGCUGAUGGGCUGGAGAGCGAGGUGAUGGUGGUGAAUGGCCAGCUGCCCGGGAUGAGCAUCGAGGUGUGCUACGGCGACACCGUGGUGGCGGACGUGAUCAACAGCAUGCACGAGACGACGACGGUCCACUGGCACGGGAUGCACCAGCGCCUCACUCCGUUCAUGGACGGGGUGCCCCACGUGACCCAGUAUCCAAUUGAGGCGGGCCAGGCGUUCCGCUACCGCUUCGAGGUGGAUCAUGGGGGCACCAACUGGUGGCACAGCCACACGGAGCACCAGCGUGCCUUCGGUUUGGCCGGUGCGCUGGUGGUGCGAAUGCCACCCAAGCUCAAUCCCCAUGCCCAUCUGUACGACUUUGAUAUGACGGAGCACGUGAUCAUGAUCCAGGACUGGGUGCACAACUUCGUGGAGAGCGUGGCCGAGAAUAUCCUGAUCAACGGGCGGGGCAGGAACCUCAAGAAGGGCGUCAAGGCCGCCAAGCCGACGCUCUACGCCCACUUUCCGGUGGUCAGGGGCGGACGCUAUCGCUUCCGGGUGAUCUUUAAUGGCGUCUCCAACUGCCCGAUCAGCCUGAGCAUCGACAACCACGACCUGGUGGUGAUUGCCAGCGAUGGCAACGACAUCGAGCCGGUGACGGUGCAGCGGAUCAUGUUCCACGGCGCCGAGCGCUUCGACUUUGUGCUGCACGCCAACCAGGAGGUGGCCAACUACUGGAUCCGCGUCAAGGGCUACAGCUUCUGUGCGAAGAACCAGCUGCACCAGGAGGCGGUGCUCCAUUACAGGGACGCAGAUCCCCGGAAGCUGGACACGCACACCCUCAGCUAUGCGUACGAUGCGCCUGGCAAGACGCUCAAUGAGCUGGGCGAUGAGACGGCGGGCAGUGGCAGCAGCAGCAUUUCGCUGGCCACACUGAAUGCCCAGCGACCGGAACCGGAAGUGGCGCCCUCGGUGACCUUCUACACCAGCAUGAACGCCUUCGAGGUGCGCCAGGGCGAGGGUUUCCGCUUCCAAAUGGACGACAUUAGCUUCAACAUGCCCAAGAUGUCGCUCCUGCAGACGCGAAACCUGGGCGUUGGCCAAUUCUUCUGCAAUCGCUCGCAGCAGGCGAAUCUGGGCUUCAAUUGCCGGCAGCGGCACUGCCAGUGCUCGAAUGUCAUCCAGGUGCCGGCCAAUCAGCAGGUCGAGUUCGUCGUCUCCAGCCUCUCGCAGACGCCGCACCCGAUCCACCUGCAUGGCUACACCUUUCGGGUGGUCGGCAUGGGCGUGCUGGGCGAGCAGAAGAUCGGCCAGAUCGAGCAGAUCGACAAGAAGACGCCGUUGCCGCGUCGCGGACGCGGUGCUCCGCUGAAGGAUUCGGUGCAGGUGCCCGCCUUUGGCUACACGAUAUUCCGGUUCUACUCCAACAGUCCCGGCUACUGGAUGUUCCACUGUCACAUCUCGCCGCACUCGGAGAACGGAAUGGCCGCCGUGGUGCGCGUGGGCGAGGAUAUCGAGAUGAAGAUGUGCCCGGUGAGCAACUGCGGACUGUGCAGUUCGGUGGCCUGAGGUUCGGGCGAAGAUUCUAGGCAUUCGAGGGGCAAUAAAAGCGUUACCUUUAAGCUGGCAUUUCGAGUGGAUUGAUUUGGAGCGGGCAAUAUGAUUUUCGAAAAGGUAACAAAACAAAUGCAAUACUAUAUAUUUUAUUUUAAGAUUUAGAACUUAAAGGUUGCCCAAUUAUUACUCAUACGACCUGUAUUCCAGUGAGA
Messenger RNA from Drosophila takahashii, 2185 nucleotides. It is a transcript of the gene Mco4, whose product is annotated as Multicopper oxidase 4. The record is from RefSeq and is a predicted model, not a curated record. Gene Ontology annotation, molecular function: oxidoreductase activity; copper ion binding. NCBI's taxonomy places the organism in Eukaryota, Metazoa, Arthropoda, Insecta, Diptera, Drosophilidae.